This is a messenger RNA of Diabrotica virgifera virgifera (western corn rootworm), 1797 nucleotides long. RefSeq names its product elongation of very long chain fatty acids protein (gene sit). Gene Ontology annotation, biological process: fatty acid elongation, polyunsaturated fatty acid; fatty acid elongation, saturated fatty acid; fatty acid elongation, monounsaturated fatty acid. NCBI's taxonomy places the organism in Eukaryota, Metazoa, Arthropoda, Insecta, Coleoptera, Chrysomelidae. The transcript is spliced from 7 exons. The record is from RefSeq and is a predicted model, not a curated record. Gene Ontology annotation, cellular component: endoplasmic reticulum membrane. Gene Ontology annotation, molecular function: fatty acid elongase activity. Bases 361 to 1245 code for a protein of 294 amino acids.
GGCCAAGGGUACCAAAAAGAGAACGUUAGACCAAUUCUUUCACCAUUCGAUAAUAGAAAAACGCAACGGCACACAAAAAUCAGCUCUAGGCGACAAAAGGCCUUGCAUCUGGACCCACUUGAUAUAUAAACACCAUAAAAAUGUGAUGCCCGCUCUUUUUUUUAUACAUUUUUAUAGACAAUUUUUCGUUAUUAUUAGCGGUAGACGGACCGGGCAAUUUGGAUAUAUGUACAUUACGAAAUUAACAAGUUAAACAAAUUAGCUGAAACGUUUAAGCGGUUUUGAAUAAAAUCUGUUUUGGAAUAGUGUAACCUUUUGGAAAUAGCAGUUCCUAAUAGGCUAAUUUUGGGUUUAACUAAGAUGGCAACUAUUGUAAAUUCCACCGUAAUUCCAAAAAACUCUACAAAUUUUUAUCAUUUCCUGUUUACAGAAAUUGCAGAUCCUAGAACGAAUUCAUGGUUCCUAAUAAAGGAUCCUGGUCCUGGCUUAGCUAUUUUAAUAAUAUGGAUGUAUUUUGUUCUUAAUAUUGGUCCGAAAAUGAUGAAGGAUAGGGAGCCGUUUGACCUUCGGAAAACCCUUAUAGUUUAUAAUUUAGUGCAAGUUAUUAUUAGUUCAUAUAUAUUUAUAAGGGGAGGUAUAAUAGGCUGGUUUGGUAAAUACAGCUAUAAAUGUCAGCCAAUUGAUUAUUCUGACGCACCUGAAGCACAAGAGAUGCGCCACUUAAUGUAUCUAUAUUUCAUAAACAAAUUAUUGGAACUUCUCGACACAGUAUUCUUCGUACUUAGGAAAAAACAAAACCAAGUGACGUUCCUGCAUAUGUAUCACCACACCGUGAUGCCCAUGGUGUCAUGGGGAGGAAUAAAGUAUGUUCCCGGUGGUCACGGUACCUUAAUAGGAUUUAUAAACUGUUUUGUACAUAUUAUUAUGUACAGUUAUUAUUCAUUAGCAGCCUUUGGACCAAAGAUACAGAAAUAUUUGUGGUGGAAGAAAUAUAUUACAGCAAUGCAAUUGGGCCAGUUUUGCAUAGUGUUCAUACACAACAGCCAAUUGUUUUUCAGAGACUGUGGAUAUCCAACAUGGACAGCGUUUAUCACGGCGCCGAAUGCAGUAUUUUUCUACUUUUUAUUUUCACACUUUUAUAAUCAGGCAUAUGGAUCUAGAAAACAAUCUAAGAAAUCAGAUAAAAACGCUAAGAAGAUUGAAACAAAUAAUAAUGUGUCUCAAAAGGAAAUUAAAGCAGAUUAGAAGUUCUCUGUGGAAGCUCACAAUGCCUGAUUCUUUUAUGGUUAUAGUACCUAUCAAAAUCAAAAAAUUAUUACUUUAAGAACAGUACUUCGAUCUCGCAGUUUUCAAAUUAGUUUAUCAAAACCAACAAAAUUAAAAAAAAGAAAAAUAAAAACUUUAUGUUAUGUCAAAUUUAAUGUCCGAAACUACUGUCAAAAUAAAGUUGUCAAAGUGACAAUGUUGAUAUCGGCUUCGGAUACCAGUAAUAUACCAAUUCUGUGAAUGCCAAAAAUGUUAAUAAUAAAGAUUUUAUUUUUCGUAUAGAGGCAGACAUCCCCAAAGGCAUUGUUAAACUAAGAUGUCACAAAACAUAGUUUCUACACUAAAAUUAAUCAAUAAGAAUAUUUUCUGAAAUUGUAGGUCAUUGCAAAACAAUAUUUUGUUUAAGAACUGAAAUUGGCAUACAUUGUGUGAUGAUGAAAAACCUUUUUUCCAUUAUUUUUUAGUAUAAUAUUUUUGUGUUGUGUUUAAUUAUUUGGCAAUCCUAAGUCUUAAUAAACGAUACAAAUUCCA